UCAGCUUCAAGCGGCCCAUCACUAGUAUAAGCGAAGUUUAAAAAAAAAAAAAAAAAAACAUGAGGAGAGCUCCCGACGCUUUCUCAUUAAAGUUAAGAUAACCGCAAUAAUACAGCUCUCCUUUCUCCUGGCGGAUUAAAUUCGCUGAAUAUUUCACUCAAGAAAGGGCUUGUUUACAGACAUGCACCAACCAUCCCGGCAGGGCUAUGUAUCUAUAAACUGUCGUCAAGGAAGUGGGAGUUACAAUAAGGGUAAACAGUCAAGAAAGCAAUCCUGCUGGAGGAAGUGGAAGCAGCUAUCUAGGCUGCAGCGGAGCAUCAUCCUAUUCAUCCUUGUCCUUAUGUUCAUAUGUCUAAUAGCUUCCUAUCCUACUGAACACUUCAAAGAUGGAGACCAGGACACAGACAGUAACAGCAUCCUGAAGCCCUUUCCACCAGAGCCUAUGAAACAGGGCCAACCACCAUUGCCAGAACAACCCUCUCAGAGGAAAUUAUCCAAUAAGAGAGGACCACCUGUACUGAAUCGCCUUCAGAAUAAAGGAAACACAGAUACAAGUGAUGUAGAGAAAGCAACUGACAGCAGCAAGAAGAAAGAGGAGGACCAGGGAAUCAUCAGCUGGCAUGGGGCUGUGAUCGAUACUGACCGUGGCACAGAAGGGACUAAGGAUGGAGGAAAUAAGGAGCAGUCACCUACCGGCCAGAAAGCUAAAGACCCAGAAGCUGUUCGGCUGGUGGCAGUGCAGGAAGCUUUCAGACAUGCAUGGAAGGGUUAUAAAGACUUUGCUUGGGGCCAUGAUGAGCUUAGGCCCAUCUCUAAGUCGUACAGUGAGUGGUUUGGUCUGGGUUUGACGCUAAUUGAUGCCUUGGAUACCAUGUGGAUCCUCAACCUUAAAGAAGAAUUUGAGGAAGCAAAGGCAUGGGUGGCCACUGAGCUCACAUUCAACAAGAAUGUAGAUGUUAACCUGUUUGAAACUACCAUCCGCAUCCUGGGAGGUCUAUUGAGCACCUAUCACCUGACUGGAGAAACACUGUUCCUAGACAAAGCUAACGAUAUUGGUUCCAGGCUGAUGCCAGCCUUCAACACACCUUCUAAGAUCCCCUACUCUGAUGUGAACAUUGGGAAAGGUACAGCACACCCACCUCAUUGGACCUCAGACAGCACUGUGGCUGAAGUUACAAGCAUCCAGCUGGAGUUCAGGGAGCUCAGCCGCCUCACCCAGGAACCACUGUACCAGGAUGCAGUGGCUGAGAUUAUGAAACAGGUUCAUAAGCUGGAUGGCAAGCUUGAUGGUCUUGUCCCCAUGUUCAUCAACACAAACAAUGGACAGUUUACCCAUCAGGGUAUCUACACGCUCGGAGCCAGAGCAGAUAGCUACUAUGAAUACCUGCUGAAGCAGUGGAUACAGGGAGGCAAGAAAGAGGACCAACUCUUGGAGGACUAUCUGCAGGCAAUAGAGGGCAUAAAGAAGAACCUGUUGCAGAAGUCAUCUCCCAAUGGCCUUACCUUUGUUGGAGAGGUGUCACAUGGACAAUUCAGCCCUAAAAUGGACCAUCUUGUGUGUUUUCUUCCAGGGACUCUGGCCCUUGGUUCUUACAAUGGUUUGCCCUCUGAUCAUAUGGAUCUUGCCAGACAGCUGAUGGAGACCUGCUACCAGAUGUAUGUCCAGAUGGAAACAGGCCUCAGUCCUGAGAUUGUUUAUUUUAACAUGCAUCAAGACAGCACCAGAGACACUGAUGUUAAGCUUGCAGAUAGACACAACCUUCUGCGACCGGAGACUGUAGAGAGUCUCUUCUACCUAUACAGGUUCACAAAGGAUCACAAGUACCAGGAUUGGGGCUGGGAGAUUCUCCAAAACUUUAACAGAUACUCCAAGGUUUCCUCAGGUGGCUACACCUCCAUCAACAAUGUGCGCGACCCGGACUACCCGAGCCCUCGAGACAAGAUGGAUAGCUUCUUCCUGGGGGAGACCCUGAAAUAUUUCUAUCUGCUUUUCUCAGAUGACCCCAACUUCAUCAGCUUGGACCAGUUUGUCUUCAAUACAGAGGCACACCCCCUACCUAUAUGGCCUUCUGCUGUGUGACACAAGUGCAAACAGUGCAAACUUCUCAGGGUUGGACUAUCACCAAGAUUAUUCUUUUGUCGUCAGUGUCAGUGACUUGUGUACACAUUCACUGUCUCUAUGAAUUCCUCCAGUUCAGUUUGUGGCUGUUCCCUGUAUAUUUAUUUGACUUGUUGUCUUUGUUGCAUGCACUUGUGCUGAUGCUGGAGAAAGGGGAAACUUUCUUUUCUAAGGAACACACAGCAUCAACAGCUGUGUGAAAACUGACUAACUGAAAUUGCCAUUUUUGUGUCGUGAUACAAAGUUCCAAAACAGCUUUGCAGUCAUGUUUGCCAGACAUUAUAUUUGUAACAUUGCAAAAGUUCAUGUCACAGCUGUUCUAUUCUGACUGCUGUGACACAGUACUGUGAGUGAUGGCAACAGCUGUCAGUUUGAACUGAAACCUGCCCCACCUAUAUCCUGACAAGAAGGUAGUUCCUCAUCACACCAUGUCAUAAAGUCAGUAAAGUGCUCGACUCAGUUUCAGAUACCCUUUCUUCUAAAUAAAAGCAGGAAAUCACACUGGAGCUUCCUGACGGAGGAUGGGCAAGUCCUCAUGCGUGUUUGGUUUCUGUGCUGCAUUCAUGUGUACAGAAAAUAUCACUACCCAAAAUUCUUUUCUUUUACUUCAGUGAAAGAGUGUGUGCUGCUCUUUAUAAUUAUACCCAACUUUUAGUUGGCACACUGAACCUCUCUGAGAAGCUAGAAAUUAAUCAAGCAUAAUAUUCAACCACUAAAACUAUAAUGCAAAUAAAAAACUGUAAUAAAUGUGCUUUACUAUUUUUUUUCAAAUUCUUUAUUAAUAACAAGUAACUGUUUUAGCAUUCAAAAUAUUGUUCUGAUUAAAAAGCUUGCAUAUAGUGGUAGGUUACAGAAGCAUAAAAAAUGAUUAAUACUGCUGUGGCAUAAACCUUACACUGGAUGGUGCUCUAGCAAAUUUGUUAAGCACUGCAUGAAGUAGAGGGAUAAUCAGUUGUAAGUAAAUUAUUUUUUUAAAGAUAAUUUUUUUACUAAAAUAAUGUAAAAAUUCUAAAUGGUGAUUGUGUACAUGCAGUUUUCAUAAUAGGAUUUACAGGGCCUGGUCUGAUUGGGCUAAAAUAAGUGGCAUCUUAGCUCUAAGAUGAGUGCUGGGUAAUUGUUCAAAUUAUGCUUAAGAAAUCUGAAGUAUUCCUUAUAAGAAAAAAUUUUAUACGUUUUAGGAUUCCAGUUCACUAAUUUGAACCGCUUUAUAAACUAUUAAGCACUUUCUAUGUUGAUUCAUGUCUCCUUAACUCCUUUUCCAGUGUUUAAUGUUUAUUUAACACUAUUUACAGACAUCAAACAUGUGGUACAGACAUCAAGCUUUAAUUUCUUUAGAGAAGUCGUUUUAAACCUUGUAGAAAUUUGGUUUUAAGAUUAGUUUUGUUUUAUGAAUAAAUUUAGUAUUUAUUUAAAAGCUUUUUUAUGAAAGGUUCCCAGAUUGCAUAAACAAUAUUUACAUAGAGCUUCGUUAGGACAUACCACUUAACUUUAGACCGUAUUAUUGGGCUGCCAAGAUUAAACAACUAAAUUAUUCACUUCAAUAAGAUAACAAUGAUUCUUCACCCACCUGGCUGAUGAUGGAAGCUAAUUCUGCCCAUUAAAGGGCAGACUCUCUAUUUAUAGUAACUCUUCUCCUUACGAAAAGAAUGGGAUUGUUAAUCAUCUUUGAUAUGGUUUAUAGUAAAUUUUGUAUAAACUAAAUCAGCCCUGUCUUUCAGAAUUAUUCAAUGUUCAAAAUCGCCAAUCACAUGAGUGUUUUUUUCUUUGCAGGUUUACAGUUGGAACCAGUUAUUAUUGAUCUUAAUUUGCUGAUACAUGGGAAAUAGUUCUGCAUUCUGGUUAAUUUAGCCAUAAAAUAUCUCUGAUAUCUGUAACAUUUUAAGAAAAAUAUUAGCAUAUUUUAAACCUUGUGGCAACUUUUAAAAAAGUUUUUGUCAUGCUUUUUGUUUCACUUUAUACAACAUGGCUCGUUCAAGGCUCAAGUGCUUUCUAUCUACCUACAGUCAUACUCUGAUACUUUGACACACAAGACUAGAGCAACCAGGGAUCAAACCACCAAUCCUAAUUAGUGGAUGACCUACUCUCCCUCCUGAACUACACUGAACCCCAGUAGAAGUGGUGAAAUGUCUGUACUGCAGGCAGGCCAGCUGAGCACACAGACUCUUCUGCUAUGAACCCAUGUUGUUUUAAUAGAUGCACUUUAGCAUCGGUUUGCAGAAAUAUGCAAUGCCAACCUGAAAGAAACAUUGCCUGGAUGGGACUAUAUGUUGCUAACCUGUAUUUAAACUGAAAAAUGAACUGAGCACAGAUUUAAAAAAAAAAAAACAAAAAACAAAAAAAACAAGCCCUAAAACUCAUAAGGACAUUUUGACCAUUUUUUUAAACCACAGAAGUUAUCCAGUGUUCAUUCUGGACACAUACACAGGGGCCGAUCCAACAGGCAAAUAAAAAAAAACCCCAAAACGACCAGAAUUCUAUUAUUUAAAAAAAAUCAAUAAAAUUUUAUUUUAUUAAUAAUAGCGCCAAAUCCCAAGAAUGGUUGCCAGUUUAUAAAUGUUAGAAAUCUGCCCCUUUCUCCCCUACACUGCUAGGCUAGUGGUCUCACCCAAGGUGAAUGAAUGACUGCAACAGGUGUGACAGGAAAAUGGAACAAAUGUGAAUUGGAUAAUUUUAUAAAACUGCCAGCAGGUUAGCAGGUCACAAUAUGACUUCAAAGAUUGAAUGGAUUUAAAUGAAGAAGCCAAGGUGCCCUCACAAUUACAGGGCCUGCUGAAACUUACAACCAAAGCAACAAAUCCAGUAAAACGGAAGCAAUUUUAUUUGGUCCCAGUCGUUCCUCUGGUACCCCAGAUGUUGACUUUGCUGCUCUGACCCCUCACCUUAAGAGCUUGGUUACUAAUCUUGGGGUUAUAAUCGACAAUGCACUUAGUUUUGAUGGGGUUGUGAAAUCUUCAUUCUAUGAUGACCUUAGACGCCUAAGUCAAAAUCACACUGUCAAAAUUAAAAACUCUACUCUGUUUUGGGCAAGAAAGCCAUUUAAAUGCAUGUAAUAGUAAGGAAUCGCCUUGUCUGGGUGAAAUAAAGCGUUUUUGUACAGCUUCAUAACGAUAGCUGUAACAAUUGAAAGAAGACUUACACAAGCAUAUAUGGCUGAAUCUUAUAGAAUUCAACAUCCCCAUGUUGUUGUUACCGGCACCAGACCUAGGGGAAUCUGGACCUGCAGCAAGCAUCACACAGGCUAGAAAGCACUGCGUAGCCAAGUAUGAACAAACUAUGGAUUAAUAGAGAGGACACCGAAGGUAGCGUUUUGCUCAGGCCGGAGCUGAUUUAUUUGUUCAACUUAUACACAAUACAAAUGACACUAAACCAUGAAUUCUUCCAAUAAAAUAACAGAUUUCAUAAACAAAAAUAAAGUUACAAAAAGCAUUCUCUCAAAAGCAAAAUAAAUACAAAUUAAUUCAAAACAACUUUACAUACUCACAACUUAAACAAAACACUCAUGGCUAAAGCAAUAACAUAAACCAGAAUAACCCAUCUCACAUUCACACAACCUUUCUCCACAUUGGUGCCAAAUACGCAAUUACUUUUGAACAUGGCGUCCCCCGAACGCAACACAACAUGGCGGCAGACGACUGCAAAUGUUGUUUCACCAACUUACAGCUUACAGCUUCACCUUUAAGCUCAGUACUGCUUGGCUAACACUAAAACAAACACUACAACACAAUUUCUGAAGCCACUAUCAUAGCAGGCCUUAUAGCGCUACGUAACAUAAUAGCAUUAUGCCGAUGAUACACUAACGCUCAUUACAACAAAAUACCACAAAACGACAUCAUCACAAUAAUCUAAAAAUAUAGCCGAAAAGUUGUUGCAUGACAUUCAGAACCAGUUCGGUAAAAGUUGGUUUGUCAGCACCUUUGGAUUAAUAGGGCUUUGGAGCGUGAUGUCACGGGGGUGGGCGUGGAAAGGAUUUUGGCCUGAUGCGCCAUUUUCGGGGUCAAAACAAUAGUGGUGUGCGAUACUGCAUAUUUUGGUAUCGAUCCAAUACCAAGUAAAUUCGGGCCUGUGGUAUGGCAAGAAAUUAAUUGGUUAUAUAAAUAUAUGAGUAUGCAUAAUAGUUAUUAUUCAUAGAUACCUACAUCCUAAGUUCCUGUUAUUCAUCUGAAAGAAAUAGAAUGAGUGUGUCGUUACAAUGGUAAUGCCAGGAGAGGCAGUAUUGGUUCUGUGUUACAUUUAUGUUGUAAGAAAGUGGAAGAAGAGAGUGUCCUGUAGGAGGCAGUAAAAUGGACACUGAUGUUCUGAACAUGUACUGACAAGAAGGUUCAGUAAACAAUUUGCAAUGAUA
Molecule: messenger RNA, 6461 nt
Organism: Pelmatolapia mariae (spotted tilapia)
Lineage: Eukaryota; Metazoa; Chordata; Actinopteri; Cichliformes; Cichlidae
Gene: man1b1b
Product: mannosidase, alpha, class 1B, member 1b
Exons: 14
Coding region: 182-2080 (632 amino acids)
Biological process (GO): carbohydrate metabolic process; mannose trimming involved in glycoprotein ERAD pathway
Cellular component (GO): membrane; endoplasmic reticulum
Molecular function (GO): mannosyl-oligosaccharide 1,2-alpha-mannosidase activity; calcium ion binding
Source: RefSeq, a predicted model, not a curated record